AGAGAAAAGGGCCUGGCUGCUAGGGAGCUGAACAGGGUACUGGGAGUCGAGCAGGGCUGCGGGAAGGCUAGAGGUUUUGGGGAGCUCCAGCUGGGAAAAAACCCAGGCUGUGUGCCUAGCUGAGGGCCUAAGACCAAUACUGGGACUGCAGAGGGGCAGCCCAGCUAUAGAGAGAGGCAGCAGGUCCAACCCAACCUUGCCUGUGGUGAGCGGCAUAUACUGCAGUCUGCCCUAGGGAGUGGGGCUAGAUGGUGACUGGCAGUGGUCUGAGAAUGUACCUGAGACAGGAAACAUCCAACCAAACCAUCCUGACUGAGUUCCUUCUCCUGGGUUUCUCCGACAUCCGAGAGUUGCAAAUUUUACAUUUUGUGGUGUUUCUAGUGAUUUAUCUGACAGCUCUGAUUGGGAAUCUCCUCAUCCUCAUAGCUGUAGCUGUGGACCGCCACCUGCACACCCCCAUGUACUUCUUCUUGGGCAACUUAUCCUUCCUAGACCUCUGCUACAUCUCCGUCACUGUCCCCAAGUCCAUGGCCAAUUCCCUAACCAAUGACAGACACAUCUCUUUCUCCGGAUGUGUUGCCCAAGUCUUCUUGGUGGUCACCUUUGUUAUUACUGAGAUGACCCUGCUUGUGAUCAUGGCAUACGACCGGUACGUUGCAAUCUGCCAUCCUCUUCAUUACAGAGUCAUCAUGAAUACAGGCACCUGUGCCCAGAUGGCAGCUGGUUCUUGGAUUGGCAGUGCGAUCUAUGCAGCCUUUCACACUGGUAACACCUUUAGGUUGCCCUUUUGCCAGUCCAAUGCAAUUGGUCAGUUCUUCUGCGAUAUCCCACAAUUACUGAAGAUCUCUUGCGCUGAUACUCACCCUAAUGAAACUUUGCUUCUUGCCUGUGUUAUAUUCUUGUGUUUCAUUUGCUUUGGUUUAAUUAUCGUGUCUUACACUCACAUCUUCUCCACUGUGCUAAUGAUCCCUUCAGUGCAGGGUAAGUCUAAAGCCUUCUCAACCUGUCUGCCCCACAUGAUUGUAGUUGGUUUGUUUCUUAGCACUGGAAUGUUUACAUACAUGAAACCAAACUCAGGGUCUUCUACAUACUAUGACCUGCUCGCUGCUGUUCUCUAUACCGUGCUUCCUCCAGCCAUGAACCCUCUCAUCUACAGCCUGAGAAACAAGGAAAUUAAAGAGGCUCUAAGGAAAAUAGGAGACAUGAAGAAAAGAUUAGUUUUAGUAACUCUCGGGAACUAAGCCCAUAUUAGUUUGAGGAGCCACAGGUUCAGAAGAAAGAUUUAGCGAACAGUGUAAGAAUAACCAGCAGUUAGCUGGUAUUUGCCUGUAAACUUUGGGAGAGCGCAAAUGGAAGAGUUAAAAGUAGAGUUACAUUCCCAGAUAAUGAUUCAGAGAGAGACUCUAUAAUCUCUUGUAUGACAACAUGGGAAGACAGGGGAUCUCUACAAUGUGGAGCACAGUGAGUCCACAACUGAGGUUGUCUUUAUAGAAAAUACUGUCAAAUUCCUGGACUGCCUGGGCUAGUUCUGACCUUUCCCCCACCGUGAGGUCUUGAAAUUGAAU
Messenger RNA from Mauremys reevesii (Reeves's turtle), 1565 nucleotides. RefSeq names its product olfactory receptor 14A16-like. NCBI's taxonomy places the organism in Eukaryota, Metazoa, Chordata, Testudines, Geoemydidae. The record is from RefSeq and is a predicted model, not a curated record. Gene Ontology annotation, molecular function: olfactory receptor activity; G protein-coupled receptor activity. Gene Ontology annotation, biological process: G protein-coupled receptor signaling pathway. Gene Ontology annotation, cellular component: membrane. The transcript is spliced from 2 exons. The coding region runs from base 249 to 1241 and encodes 330 amino acids.